This is a messenger RNA of Epithele typhae, 4671 nucleotides long. RefSeq lists its product as uncharacterized. Lineage: Eukaryota; Fungi; Basidiomycota; Agaricomycetes; Polyporales; Epitheliaceae. The coding region runs from base 1 to 4671 and encodes 1556 amino acids. Gene Ontology annotation, cellular component: endosome membrane; fungal-type vacuole membrane. Gene Ontology annotation, molecular function: 1-phosphatidylinositol-3-phosphate 5-kinase activity. The record is from RefSeq and is a predicted model, not a curated record. The transcript is spliced from 9 exons. Gene Ontology annotation, biological process: phosphatidylinositol phosphate biosynthetic process.
AUGGAGAAGCCGCUCCCCAACCUCCCACCGCCACCACCGGCCUCUGCGUCCACCACCCCAGCCCGCGCGCGGCGGCCGUCGCAAGAUCUCACCCUUACCAUCGAGGCACGGGCACACAUACACCGUUUCGUGACGCGCGUCGUCGAAGACGAGAGCGACAUACGGGACCGGGACGGUUGGGCAGAGCGGAUAGAGGCCUCGCUCGAUGAGCUCGGGCGCGGGCUCGCACGAGGGGGCUGGCUUGCGGGGCUCCGCCACGCGCGCGGGGUGCGGAGGAAACACCACGAGGAGGAGGAGAAACGGCGGAUAGAGGAGCAGGUGCGGAAGGAGAAGGAAGAGGAGGAGCGCGCCCGGAACAAGACCACUCGGGGUCGGCCGAGCCGGCUGAAGGAGCUCGUCGUCGAGGAGCAGGAUGAGGACGAGGAGGAACCCACGGAGGAGGAGCGCAACGCCGCGCUGGAUAAGUUGCGGGAGAUCGCCUCGAAACCCCCGCCGCCGACUCCAAGACCAGGCCUGAAGCACCUCCUGCUCUCCGUGUCGGGGCCACCGCCAUCGGAGCCUACGGAGGACAUGGGGUUCAGGCUCGUACGUGCAUCACCAAACUGUUCCUUCCGUGUCGACGAGUUUUGGCUUCCGCGGACGGUGAUUAGUGUGGAUGAUACGGAACCAGUGGUGCUGUAUGGAUUGGAUGAAUGGGAUGCGUGUCUAUUAUCUACCGACGACCCUCUUCAAAUUGUCGGCGGCACUUUCGUACUCAAAGGUGUCCCAUCCUUCUCGCAGUACAUCGCGCUCACCAGAAUUCUUCGCGUCACCGUCUAUGCAUACCUCUCCCUCCUCCUUGAGCAAGCCCUGUUCUCCAACUCAAGGGUCGAGAUGCAUUAUCCCAAACCUACCAUGCCGCACCUCCCUUCUUUCCCGACCACCGCAGAGCGGACGCCAACCUCGGACAUCCGGGAUAAGCACAAGCGCGAUUCGGGUUCAGGCCUGUGGUCAUUCCUUUCCAAGAAGACCGAGGAGAUGUUACAUAAGGCGUCCUCGCCCAUCGGUCGUCGAGGUUCGGUGGACGCGGCGCUUGGUCAACGAUUCCCGCGACAUACCUCCCUCCCUCAUGGCCCCGAGGGCGGCUUCCUUGCUCGGAGACUAUCCCUUCUGUCAUCCGUAUCCUCACAAGCGCAUCAAGACUCUUCCGAGGUUCAGAGCGUUCCACCCUACGCUAUCACCGUUCGCCGCGUCGAUUCAUGGAAGGACCUCAUGUCUACAUCACCAGGCGUCGCCUUCCCUCCACCCAGGUUCCUGCAGGCCAUCGCCAAUCAAGAAACAAAGGACCCCACUCGUCGGUUAGUUGGAGACGAGCGGGCAGCGGUGACGAGUUUGUUGGGUUGGCACGGACGAGAAUCGUCGGGCAGGGGCAUGGUCGGCGUGGAUGGCUUCGUGCGGCACCAAGGCCUCACCAUUCUCUAUUCCGAGCACGUCCCCAGCCUCGCGAAUUCCCUCCUCUCCCCUCCACCUACUCCAAGCAAGACCGACACCGACACUUCCUCCGCGGAGACGCACUUUCCUCUCCGAGUCGCCUGCGCCGCUCAUCGGCGGACCUGGUUGCACUUCCGGUACUACCGUCGCGGGAGACAUUGGGACGAGUCGAUCGGCGAGAAGAUCAUCCGAUGGUGCACGACGGCGGACGACCCCUGCAUACACCCAGACUGCCACUUCACACGGGCGGAGCACGAUAUGCGGUGGAUCCAUGCUGGAGUACGACUCAUCGCGACGCUGAGCCCACCUUUGUCCUCGGAAGCGGCAACGUCAGACGAGAAGGUGCGCAUGUGGCACACCUGCGCGGUCUGCGGAAAGGAGUCUCCGAAGCAGGUCAUGCACGAUGGCUCCUUCAUGCUCUCGUUUGCGAAGUACCUCGAGCUCCUCAUCUACUCGCCCGCCGUCCACUCCCUUGAUCCUGCCCUCUGCGAACACACGAUGCUCUCCAAGAAGCCGUGGCGCGAGACCGAUUUGCCGAUGCCGCCACAGCGUUUCAACAUCAUCAGACGGUUUUCAUACAAGGGUUACACGGUGACAUAUACGCUUUCGGAGGUCAAGGACGUCCUGGAGGUCCGCGUACCACGAUUGCAGAUCCUCAGGCGCAAAGAGAAGAAGUCGUCUGACCCUGCGGCCGAACACAAGGGUGCUGGUGCUCCUGGAGAUUCGCAUCGUGCAUUGCGUCGGGAGAUCAUGAAGUGGUGGCAGGGGAUCGCAGAGCGUAUGGACCAGCUAGAGGACAAGUUCAUAACGGAUCAUCCAAGCGCAUUCCACAAAUCCUUGCCUCGAUUACCGUCCGAAGACAUGUACGAAGAGGACACAGUAUCGACGCCUGUUGGGAACUCACACCCACUACCUCCGCCGUCGACUCCAUCGACCCCGAAGGCAACACCCGAUGGCUCUGCCUUUCCUUUCAAUACCACCACCCAUAGCUCUGUGUUAUCGUCAACAACACCUACCGCCACACCCGGAGCCGGUGCCUCGUCGGCGCUGGACGCGUGCAGCGUCACUGACACCGCGUCCACAAAGACGAACGAAGACGGAGACUCGUUGGAGCUCCUCUCGAGCUUGCGUUUCAAGUUCCAGCAAGCUGAGCAAGACCUCUACGCCGAGCUCUCGCACACAUCUGAGCGGAACUUGAACGAAGUACGCCGCUUGUUCCUCACAGCUGCGAAGGGGGCAACUCGGCGACUCGAUGCUUGGGAGAAGAAGCACUUGAACGAGCCGGUCUCUACCGACGUCCCCUUUGCACCAGAGCCGGAGUGGUGGGAGAGUGGGUGCCACGCAGUGCCUGGCGGGAGCGUUAUUGUGCGCGAGAACGACUGGGGCAGCAUCAUCGCUUUCACUCUGAGCACCAGCGACUACCAGCGAGAACUCGCGGCCAUGACGGCCGGUAGUAUCCGCAGCCCCGCUCCGUCUGGCCUUCCCUCGACCCCCGCCGCGGGUGCCCGCCCCUCGUUCUUCCGGGCCAGCGAGUCGUUCAGACGCCUCAUGUCCGGGGAGUCCGCACCGAUCCAACCGGAUCCCGACCACGAUGAUGCAGGCUGGCACGAGCCCGAAACCUACUCCGCUGUCAUCAGCCGGAAGGAGCACCCGCGCGACCCGGUGUCCCUUGCUUCUUUGCGAGACGUGCUGCGCCAGAAGGCUGGCUCCUUGGACUCCGGCUCGCCGUCGAUGCUCCUCACCCCAGCUGGACUCGCAGGCGCUCGCUUGGCCGGUACGGAGACUCCGCGGGGCUCCGUGCGCGCGAAGGCUGCCGUCGAAAUCUCGACCGCAGCUGCUGGUGGGCACGUCAGUGGCAUGCCGGAGCCCGCGGAGGCGGCGGGCAAGAUUUUGCACGAUCUCGAGGCCGUCGCGAAGGCGAACUCAUCCCGCUCGUCGCUCCCCUCGGUCGGUGCGUUCGAGGCGCACAUUCAUCGGCCGAAAGCGUCGUCGAUCCUCGGCAGUGAUGGCUCGACCGUCCAGGAGAACGUGAGCCGCUCCACCACGCCGCCUCCGCCAGUGCCGCCGAAGGAAGGCGGCGCCGAUGUGGAGAGCAGCAGCACCCAUGGCAGUACCGAGUCGCAGCCGCCGCCAACGCCCGUGAAGACGACAAGCAUGUUCUCGACCGGGUUCAGCUCGCUCUCCAGUGCCGUCGGAUACGUGCUCAAGCGCGGCGACGGCGUGCGGCCCGGCGUAGGGCCGCAGCACCACGCGCUGCUCUCCGUCGCGACAGACGCGCCAACGGUCGAUGAGCGGCCGCACAUCAAGUACGACUGGACGAUCGGGAAACGGCUCCGGUUCAGCUGCACGGUGUACUACGCACGCCAGUUCGACCAGCUCCGGCGGCGGUGCGGGGUCGAGGACGUGUUUAUGCAGAGCAUGGCGCGGAGCGAGAACUGGGCCGCAGAGGGCGGGAAGAGCAAGUCGAACUUCUGGAAGACGACGGACAACCGGUUCAUCAUCAAGACCCUCGUCAAUGCGUGGAAUGUCGCGGAUCUUCAAGUCUUGAUCGAUCUUGGACCGUCGUACUUCAAGUACAUCGAUACGACUGCCACUCGCCCGACCGUGCUCGCAAAGCUGCUUGGGUUCUAUACCGUCGAAAUCCGCAACCUCGAGACUGGCACCACGCAGUCGAAGGCGGACUUGCUCGUCAUGGAGAACUUGUUCUAUGACAAGAAGAUCUCCAAGACGUUCGACCUCAAGGGCAUCCAGGGUCGGAAGGUCAAAGCUAGCGCCGGCGUGAACACCAAGACACUCUUCGACGGCGAAUGGAUCGAAGGACAACAACGUGCUCUGACGCUCGUGCAAGCUCAUUCCAAAGUCGUCCUGCAAGAAGCCAUCAAGGCGGACUGCGAGUUCCUCGCGAAGAGCAACAUCAUGGACUACAGCCUCUUGCUCGGCAUCGACGAGGAGAACAAGGACAUAGUUUGCGGCCUUGUUGACACUAUUGGGAGUUACACCUUCGCCAAGACUCUCGAGUACAAGGCGAAGCAAGGUCUCAACUCUGGGAAGGAGGUCACCGUCGUACCUCCAAACGAGUAUCAAGACCGUUUUGUUACCUCGAUGGAUGAUUACUUCCUCGCGUGUCCAGAUAAAUGGUCGCGCCCGCUAGACAACGUGUCGAUACCCAGCGAUUAUAGGGAGCUCCCGAGUGUGCUGUGA